Messenger RNA from Topomyia yanbarensis, 7726 nucleotides. Its product is annotated as PDZ and LIM domain protein Zasp-like. Lineage: Eukaryota; Metazoa; Arthropoda; Insecta; Diptera; Culicidae. Gene Ontology annotation, molecular function: actin binding; muscle alpha-actinin binding. The record is from RefSeq and is a predicted model, not a curated record. Gene Ontology annotation, biological process: muscle structure development; actin cytoskeleton organization. The transcript is spliced from 17 exons. Gene Ontology annotation, cellular component: stress fiber; adherens junction; Z disc. Bases 443 to 6430 code for a protein of 1995 amino acids.
GGAAAAUUCGACUCGCGCUAGCACGACGAGUUGCGCGCACGGCCGAGGCGACAUUCGAAGUUUGACAGUCUAGCGAGCUGGUCGUGAAAAAUCAAAAUUGUACCGUGAGUGUGAGCUGUAUCGUUUUCGUGCCAUUUGUGAAAUUUUAAGUGUAGAUCCUGCAGUCUGAAGCGAAGUGUGUUCCCCCGCAGUAAAAAAAAGGAUAAAAAUUCCUAAAGUGUAAUCUUGUGACUCGAAGACAGCGCGAAAUCCAGUUCUGGACGCAGCUCGAAUUAAAAGCCCUGUUGUGUAGAGCAGCGCGACUGAAACGAAUCCGAAGACAUAAAUUAGCGCAGUCAGCUCAGUCCCGAAGCAGUCAGCAAACCAACGGUCGCCGAGCGGAGCACGAAGUUCUGUUUUCAAGAUCUUCAACAACUCUAGGAGCAUUUAAAUCUAUACAGAUAUGGCAAAUUUGAUGACAGUUCGUCUACAGCGUGGCGAAGGACAGGCCUGGGGAUUCCGUCUCCAAGGGGGCAAGGAUUUUUCUUCACCACUGGUACUGCAGCGGGUAAAUGGCGGAAGCGUUGCUGAUCAGGCUGGUCUGUUGCCCGGCGAUGCACUAGUUAAGGUUAACAACACCGAGGUAUUCAAUCUCAGACACAAGGAAGCACAGGACGUGAUUAUUGCCGCCGGGAAUUCGUUCGAGCUCACAGUUUCCAGAGGGACCGCCUGGAAACCCUCGGUAACCCCAACUGGCUCACUCCCAUCGCCAUCGCCAACGCUUGCCGGCAAUAUAACCCCAGUUACGAAAACAUCUCUGGCUGCCACUCCACAACCCGCGCAGCACAUCGGCAGUGGACACAACCAAGCCGCCAAACCGUUCCCCGCGACAGCCCUUUCUCCUGCUCCACAACAACAGCAACAAGUCAACGGUGGUGAAGGUCCAAUCAAGAGCAUCGUAAAUAAGCAGUAUAACACACCGGUCGCCAUGUACAGUGACGAAACUAUUGCGGAAACCCUCUCCUCCCAGGCUGAGGUUCUUGCUGGUGGUGUUUUGGGUGUCAACUUUAAGAAAAACGAACGGGUAUAUUCGCCAGCCAACUCCGAGGUUUACAAGCUGCUACAUGAGCAGGGCAACGAACCAGAACCAGUCGAUCCACCAACCUCGCCUACAUCAGUCAACCAUCAGCAAAAGCAACAGUAUCCACAGCAACAAGUUCAGCAGAAUUAUCAACAACAGCAGCAUCAACAACAGCAGUACCAACAAACCAACAGCGUCACAAAGCACGUCACUGCACCGGUUGAUAAACCACCGGUGGCCACAAACGGUAUUCCAGCUGGUCAAAACAUUUGCAACUCGUGUGAACGUCUUAUUGUUGGCGUGUUCGUGCGCAUCAAGGACAAAAAUCUCCACGCCGAUUGCUUCAAGUGCGCCACCUGUGGAUCGUCACUCAAAAAUCAGGGAUAUUUCAAUCUGAACAACAAACUGUAUUGCGAUAUCCACGCUCGGUUGGCGGCACUCCAGAGCCCCCCGCCCGGUACCAACGGAAUGGUUCCGGUAACCACCAUCAAACCCGGACAAAAAUCUGGAGUCCAAGCAAUCUCAGCAGCUCUCAACGCUCACGCCAAUCUGAACGGUCGUUCCCUGUCGCCGUACGCCAAUAACCAGCAGCAGCAGCAAUCAACGAGCAGCGGUGGCAGCAGUGCUCAGUCUCCGUCACACUCCCGAUCGAGCAGUACGACAUCGUCGAGCGGAUACUGCAACUCGAGUUCCCUUUCGCCGGUCCAGUCGAACAAAGUGUCCCCGAGGCACUCGCGCACCAGUAGUGAGAACGAACUGAUCCUCGAACCAUCGUCCAACGGUGGAACGACCCCGGCAAAGACCAUCUAUACAACGCAGUGUGAAUUAAAUUUUCCACCACCGCCACCGCCCCCGCUAGCAGCAGCAGCCCUUGCCAAACCGUACCGUAGGAUGGAAAAUCCGGAUGGUCCCGUUGAAAUGCUUCAGCGGCAGCAGCCUCCAGUUGAGGUGGUCGAUCCGAGCUCGUUUGGUCCCAAUGGACUAGCCGUGCCCCAGGAACAGCCCGCCGAUUCAACGGAUGCUGCUACCAAUGGAGCUGUUACGCAAAACGACUUCGGAUUUUUCUACAAAACCAUGGGUGGAUCCGUCAUCCGGAGUGUAUUUCCGCCUUCAACCAGCUCGCGAUACAAGAAUCAAAACAACAUAACCCCGAAACCAUUCGGGGCACCGCUGCCGGUUAGCUCUCUGGCUCAACAUCCGGCAUCUUAUCCACCGGUGACCGGAAGCGUACCAACUCCAUUCGCAGCCGCUAUAACCGGUCAGGCUCCGGCUCCCGCUGCUGUAGCAUCGCUGCCAGCUUCCUAUCCACCGGUUUCGCCGGCACCAGCUCCGGCUGCGGCCAGUCCAUUCGCUCCGACUCCAGCUGCUGCUGUGCCAACUCAACAAGGCGAUGUGCUGCAAAACGGAACCCAGGAGGAAUGCGAUGAAGAACAGGUACAGAAACCAACCGAAUCUCCCGUCCCAAGUUUCACCUGGCCUCCGAAGCGCAUCGUUGAUGAAACUAUCCCAACCGCAUCCCCCAUUUACAUCCCGCCUCCGGAAACCCAGCGAGUGGUCGCAAAAGAACCGAUUGUAGUACCACCGCCGCCGCAGUCCAAAGACAAAAACAAAUCUCCACCGAAAGCUACGAUGGCUCAAAGCAAAUCCGCACCGGAGCUCAAUAGAAGACAAAGUGAUGCACACUAUCAACAUCAACAACAGGAUCAGGAAGAAGAAUGUUACGAGACCUACGCCACGACUACCACAUCAACGUCUGCCUCAUCGGAAGAGUAUCGAAUGUAUACCACGCAGACGUCGCAACCAAUUGUUACGUACUACGACACCCCCGUAAUCGAGAUGGACUUCCCAUUCUCGUCUGGUCAGAGAAGUAACCAAGCAAGUACCGGCGCCAUGUCGGAUGCUUCGUACACUCAUUUUGUGUUCCGCGACACUCCGCUAAUAGAAUCCGUUGAACCAUCUAUGGAACCGUCUGUCGAACCGGAACCGACUAUAGAACGAACGAAAUCUCCUCAAGGGCGCUAUUCAUCCAAACAACAGAAACGUGUCGAAUUUCUUGAUUAUAGCAAAGAACUCGCCAAUUACCUGAGAGCUGAAGACGCUAAGCGAGCGGCAGAGCAACAGAGUCAGGUAGAAAUUGAGGAAGUCGCCGAAGAAUUCACAAUUCCACAUUACGAACUACCAUUAAUCAAAUCACCCAAUCCCAUGAUCAAUUUACCAAAGAAAAUCGUUCCAAACCCAGUUCCCAAACAGUGGCAGAGCAAGCUUGUACAGGCCUUGUGUACUGCUCCUAAUGAGCCGCUACACUUUACCAAUGAACAAAUUGAGGAAGCAAACUUCAUGAAAUCUCGCAACGAAGCGUACGCAAGGGAACAGGAGGAGAAUAAGUUACGUCAGCUGGAGGCUUUGAAGAGGCAGGUCGAUGCCUUGGAACGCCGCAUGGCUAAGAAUAAAGUAGAACCUGAACCGGAACCUCAACCGUACCCUCCACUCGACAUCCCACGAAAAGGUUCAAUAAUGGCCAAAGUACUUGCGAGCUCAACCACCAAAUCGGAACGAUUUCCUAAAUAUCUCCCCGCACCGGUCGUUCCACUUCCUGCCGAUUCGACUCCAUACUUCCCACCACCACACACGAUGGAGCCGAUCCGAAGCGAAAAAAUAUCAUCCAUGCGCGUAUCACCCUUCCUGGAAGCAUUGACUACAGCCCCUUAUACUCCGUUUCAGAAAUUUGGUCAUGAAAUACCUUCACAAAUGGAGAAUAUGCCGGUGCCGACUGGUCGAAUAUCGAUGACGGAUGCUCUGUCAACGGCCCCGGAACGGCCCUAUACACCGUUUACCGAAGUGCAGUUCGAGCGUUCGGAUAUGUAUCAAAAGUUGUUACACGAGCAACCUUCGAUCCAGGUUGACCCGGGGCAAAACUAUUCGGCGUUUGCCAGUGUAGCAGGAAAUCGAUCGCCAGUACCGUUCAAACCGAUCAUAUCGGAGAUCCGUGAUGAACCGAACGAACAACCACAGCAGGAACCGGAACCUGAAUCCAAACCAGAACCCGAACCGAAACCCGAACCUGUCAUAGAACAGAAACCGGAAAAACUUAAAAAUAAGAAACCCCCAUACCCGAAGAAAGACGCUGGAUCCGAACACUAUUCGCUCGCUGCGCGCAGAGAGGUCAAGUCACCACUCAAUCAUCCAGCAGAAAUCCCAACUUACCAGCGCAAGUGGUACAACCUUCCGACUCAAAAUCCCCCGCGCACGCCGGAGCCGGAAGAACUCCGUCAGAACGUCCCGGUGGCAUUUGUAGAUACUCAUUCUAGGUCCCAUCUUGCAAAGCCAAUCGCUCAACCUGUAAAUAUCAAAGAUCAAGCUACGCCGAAAAAAAUGCAUGCAUUCACAACCAUUCAAAACCGUACCAUCCCAGUCAUACAGACGCCCCUGGAGGAAGAUGCCGAGUUGGCACAGUACAACUAUGCCCACUCAAGGCUCCAAGCCAAGGGAGUAGUCGACCGUGGUCAAUCAUUUACUCCGUCGUUAAUUCUUUCGAAACAUCCGACAACGAUACCGUACUAUCAGCACCAGCUGGGAUUCGAAGAGUACUUUGCAGAAUCUAAAGAGUUUGACGGGCGUCGUACUCCGCAAGUGGUUCGUAAAUCACCAGCCUUCGGACCACCUCCGAAUCCGCUGAAGGCAUAUGUGCCUCCUUCGCGCGAAGGCAUUCCCGUCGAGUCGGGAUUGUAUCUAUCGAUGGGUAAGCUACACGGUGUUCCUUGGUACACCAAUAAAGAUCAUAUUCCGGCAGAUAUUCAGCAAAAGAUGCAACAGCAGCAGCAUGGCCUUGGCGGAGGGUAUGACGUCACUCGUCAGCAUAGGAACGUUAGCUAUCAGGACAAACCGAUGACAACAUUUACUGAGCAGCAUGGCGAUACGACCGUUCAGACCCGUUCCCAGGAGAGCGCAAUGAGGGACCAGGCAUCAUCCGAAAGAACAACAGCAAGUGCAUGUCAGGUAGGGAAUGCUUUAAUCCAAAAGCGCACUAGAGUAGUUGAAGAGCACGAGCAUACCCAAGCGGCCAGUACCGUUGAAAUCGCUAAAUUCUCUACGAAAAUCAAGGAAGAUGAGGCCCCUCCGAAAGGAUAUGUAGCCCAGCAAACCAGAAGGUUCUCGGGGCAAGAUGAUGCAUUGAACGUGCCACCACAACUUCAGGAGCAAUCUACCGUACCAGAGGCACCAGUACAACAUCAACAACAACAGCAGGCCGUACAAUCUUUCCCACCGAGCGUCCCAAAAACGACUGGCGCCUUUCCGUCGGUAGCACUCUUUCCCGAGCCUGUGGUAGAUAAAUUCCCAACUAAAAGUUCCCGCAAAGCGAGCAUUCUUUUGCCUACCAUAAAAGCACCGCGAUCACCAACUCCGACCUCCAAUCAGGGUACCGGAUUCAAAGCUCAAUUCAAUGAGUUCAUGGUUGGUGAGGGUACACUGCUUCCACUGCCACCGCAGCGAGAGGACAGUACCAAAGAACUAACCCAGUCGUGGCCACCGCAACUACCAUCCUAUCUAUCUAACACUAACCCAACCGUCGGAGCGCAGUCCUCUAUGAAGCCACCGUUGCCAUCAGCCCCUGCACACGUGGCUCCGGCAACACUCAAUGGUCACAGGCCUUCUAUUAACAACAGCAGCAUGGGCUUCAGUAAUAACCUUGGCAGCAGUCGAAGCAAUAAUACUGAUCGAUCUGAUGCUAGCGCAGGUUCCGGUUUAUUGAACAAGGGACGGGCUGCCUGUUCUACCAGUGCUCCAACCCGUGGACGUGGUGUCUUGAACAAGGCCGUCGGACCUGGCGGCCGAGUUCCACUGUGUGGCUGCUGCAAUCAGCAAAUCAGGGGUCCAUUUAUCACCGCUCUUGGCCGUAUCUGGUGCCCGGACCACUUCAUCUGCCACAACGCCAACUGCAAACGUGCACUGGCGGAUAUUGGAUUCGUCGAGGAGAAGGGCGAUCUGUACUGCGAGUACUGUUUUGAAGAGUUCCUGGCCCCAGUGUGUAGCAAGUGUAACAUCAGAGUGAAGGGUGAUUGUCUGAACGCGAUCGGCAAACAGUUCCACCCCGAGUGUUUCAAGUGCACCUACUGCGGUAGACAGUUCGGCAAUAGUCCGUUCUUCCUGGAGGAAGGCGAUCCCUACUGUGAGAACGAUUGGAAUGAACUGUUCACGACCAAGUGCUUUGCCUGUGGAUUCCCCGUGGAAGCCGGCGAUAAAUGGGUGGAAGCCCUGAACAACAACUACCACAGUCAGUGCUUCAACUGCACCAGCUGCAAGAAGAACCUCGAAGGACAAAGCUUUUUCGCUAAGGGUGGACGUCCAUUCUGUAAAAACCACGCUCGCUAAAAGGGUCCACUCUCCCGGAUGGUUGACAAAAGUGCAUAAGAAGGGUCAACUGUUUUUCCUUUAAGUUUUUAUCUGUUGCACAUAACUUCUUUAUUUUCGAUUGCUAUAUCUAUAUAGUUUUAUAACAAAACUCGAGAAUCACAGCGCGAAUGGCGAGAAGUUUUCAUCAAUCAUUAACAUGUUCGAAACCAAAAAUUCUUCACAAAAACAACGCACGCACACGCUCGCACCCGAGUCCUGGCAGUUGACAGUCAUUCAUCAUUGGAAUCCAGAUAAAUAUCUCAUUCAUAAACAAAAAUCAUAACCCCCAUCAAAAACACUAACGAUACGCAGCUUUCAAUUUAGAGCAACAUCAUUCACUAAAGUUGAAAAAAGUGUGCAUAAAGGGAGAGAAUAGAAGAAAGAGAAAGAGAGAGAGGUACACCGCAACAUGCUUUCCGCAGGAAAGCAUAAAAGCUUUCAGCGUUUCAUUAUGUUGACCGCAUGUAAAGUUCACAGUGUUUGGCGCUGCUAGUAGCUGAGAGAAACUUGAAUCCCACAUCGUCAUCCACACUGCUAUGCAAUUAUUGAAAGCAUGGCGAUCUUGAAACAUUUCAGAAGACUUAGUUGCCUUCUGAAAUCUUUCAGCAUGCGUGGGAAAUGAAUACUUUAGGUAAUCAGUCAAGCUACAAUUUUAUUCGACUAAUCUAAAGAAAAUUUAUUCUAAGUAUGCGUAUAAGAGUAAACAGAAGAGAUGAUAUCAUUUAUUUUAUUUUAUUUGAAACGUAUGUAGGAAUGCAAAAGUGUCUGCGCACUUUUUCUUCGUUAUCAAAUUCAAAAGCAGCUAUUUAAAUUUUAGCAACAAAACAACAGAAACUGUUUAACACGGAAAGUUUUGUAACUUUAGACAAAAAGAGGAACAUUAUUUACAACCAACUAUGUAAAAAAUACUUAAGUCUCGCUACUACUUCUUGGUUUAACCGACAAGCGGAGAGUAGAGGAAAAGAACAUAUGUCCAAAAAGUUUUGUGUGUGAUAAAUUGUAAAAAAUACGUUUUUAUUUAAAUUUUAUUUAAGCCCAAUAUUGCAGAAGACGAAGGAUAAAUUGAAGUUGUUUAGAAUGAGAGUACUAGAAGAAGGGAAAUUAUUUAAGGAAUCGCAUUGCUGACAUCGCGGAGAAUAGGAUGCUUUAUUUUUACGCUUCAAAUAUCAGUUCAAUAUCUUUGGUUAUUUGAAAAGAAAAAAAAAACAAUGGCAACCGAUGUAUAAACAGACGUAAGAAAGUUGAGUUAAUAAAAUAAAGAACUCUUGCAUUGUA